UUAUUUCCACACCCCCUCACUCUCAGUAAGCCGUUACUGCAAAAGGCAAAGGCGCGCCAGGUUUGGUAAUGUAGAGACUAAUAUGAAGUUUUUUCUAUUUUUAGAUGCCUUAUCGUGAAACCAAAAGCGCAGCUGCAAGGCUGCCCAACCAGCUCUGAGCGCAGAAGAGGAAGCUUGCUUUCAUUUUCUUUAAGAGUUACAGUAAGGAAGUGAUUUGGAGUGAAGAGCAAAGAGUUGGAACAUAGAAAUACUCAUUUUCUGAGGUCUGGGGGUGCCACAUGGAGUUUUCUGACCACAUUAAGACGGCCAACGUGGAGGAUGUUGUGCUCCGGCAGCCCCUGCACCCACCGAGCAGAGGCACCCUGUGCAUCACCGGACACCACCUGCUCUUCUCGGACAGAGAGGAGGGCAGCUCCCAGCAGGUCCUGCUGCUGCUCAGGAAUAUCGAUGCCAUAGAGAAAAGUGUGGAAAACCUUUUGGGCUAUUCCGGCUUCUUCUCUAAUGCAGUCCUCAGUGACAGGACGUCUGGAUCGUCAGGGACGAUUACCAUCAAAUGCAAAGAUCUGCGGGUGCUUCAGCUUGACAUUCCAGGCAUGGAGCAGUGCCUCAACAUUGCACACUCCAUCGAGACCCUUUCCUGUCUGGACAAUGUGUCGGCGAUGUAUCCCUUCUUUUACAGACCCACUGACCUCAGCCUGCGGGACCAGUGGGGCCUCUCCACCCCUGAAAAACAAUACACUCAAAUAAAGCAGCUGCAUAAGAAAUGGAGACUGAGCAGCGUUAACGAAAGCUACUCCGUAUGUCCUUCCUAUCCUCCCAUGGUCAUUGUUCCAAACUCCAUCGACGAUGAAAUGUUGAAGAAGGUGGCCAAAUUCAGGCAGGCUGGCCGCUUCCCUGUCCUGUGCUACUAUCACAGAAAGAAUGGCAUGGUGAGAGUCAAUCAGGAUGGUCAUUCAGCUCUGGUUCACGGCUAUGAAGGGACAGACUGCACCUUGCUCAUCUGCACUCUGGCCCAGCUCAUCAUGGACCCAAGCUGCCGAACGCUGGAGGGCUUCCUGGCUCUCCUGGAUAGGGAGUGGCUACAGGCAGGACACCCGUUCCAGCAGAGGUGUGCCCAUUCGGCCUACUCCCACGCUCGCCUGCAGUAUGAGUCUCCAGUCUUCCUGCUCCUGCUGGACUGUGUUUGGCAGCUUUGGCGCCAGUUCCCUCUAGCGUUGGGUUUCUCUGAGGCGCUGCUCCUUAGACUGGCAAAUGAGGUCUAUGCUUCAGACUACGGCACAUUUCUGUGUAACAAUGACCAGGAAAGGUGUGCCCUGGGAGUGAAGGACCGAACUCACUGUUUGUUCUGGGCCCUGCUGAGGCCAUCAGAGAGAGACUACUACUCAAACCCUCUGUACGAGCCCACAGAGCUGGCCAUCUGGCCCUCAGUUCACCCUCAGUCUCUACAGCUAUGGAGAGGCUUUUUCCUGAGGUGGACACAGCAGGCGCGCCAUCUUGAGGCAGUUCAAGAAGAAAUAAGAACCAUGGUCAUUGAAUGGGCCAGGGCGACUCAGAGGUGAUGCCUCUACAAAGAUAUUACAAUUUUAUUGUAAUUAAGUUGUUCACAGAGAAAUAUUCAAAUAUUCCUUCUAUGUUUAUAUGUACAGUGUUUUUUUUUUUACGUAAUAA
Molecule: messenger RNA, 1668 nt
Organism: Cyprinodon variegatus (sheepshead minnow)
Lineage: Eukaryota; Metazoa; Chordata; Actinopteri; Cyprinodontiformes; Cyprinodontidae
Product: myotubularin-related protein 9-like
Exons: 9
Coding region: 279-1559 (426 amino acids)
Biological process (GO): negative regulation of autophagy
Source: RefSeq, a predicted model, not a curated record